ACUUUUAUCUGUAAAAAUCCACAAGCAAUUAAGAUAUAACAAUCAAUUGCUCAAAGUGUUGUCAUAUAUUUAUUGCUAGCCAACUAUCAAGGUGCAGAAUAAAAUCGACCCUUCCCAGCAGAAACCAAAUCAUGGACGGAUCAAUGGAAAUAUGGGUCGGUAAAGUGGCCAUCGUGACCGGAGCCAGUGCGGGAAUUGGUGCAGCCAUUGCCCAAAAGCUUGUAGAAGAAGGCUUACAGGUCGUCGGUUUCGCUCGACGAGCUGAACGCGUAAAAGAGCUUGCGAAGAAACUCCACGACAAAAAAGGGAAACUUCACGCCGUUAAAGCCGACGUUUCCAAGGAAAAGGAAAUUUUGAAGGCGUUCCAGUGGGUGGAAAAGCACGUAGGCCACGUUCACAUCCUCGUGAACAACGCUGGAGUCGUUAAACAAACAAGUUUGAUGGAAGGAGACACCAAGAUGUGGCAGGCGGUCCUUGAUACGAAUAUCUUAGGGCUAUGUGUAGCUACCAGAGAAGCUAUUAGAGUGAUGAAAGCUAACAAGAUCGACGGUCACAUUAUCCACAUCAACAGCAUUUCUGGUCAUAACGUUCCAGAUUUUCCUGGUUUGAAUAUCUAUCCGGCUUCCAAGCACGCUGUAACUGCUGUGACUGAGUCGUUGAGGCAGGAACUAAGUCAGGCUAAUUUAAAAAUUAAAAUCACGAGUGUUAGUCCUGGAUCGGUCAGUACCGAAAUGGGCCAAACUAACAAUUUUGUAAUAGAUGCCCAAACUGAGGCACUAUUGAAAAGUAUGCCCUAUCUGCAGCCCGAAGACAUUGCAGAUUCCGUUUUGUAUGUCCUUUCUACCCCACCUACUGUUCAGGUCCAUGAGUUGACUAUUAAACCAAUAGGCGAAUUACAAUAGUUACAAAGAAGAUGUACUUUUUUUGUUAUUUUUAGUAAAGUGUUUAUAAUGCUGUGUAAUAAAGAUAAUGCGUUAUAUAAUUAUCAGCAGUAAACGCAAUCUAAAAAUAUUUCUCUAAAUU
Messenger RNA from Zophobas morio, 1023 nucleotides. Its product is annotated as farnesol dehydrogenase-like. Gene Ontology annotation, molecular function: oxidoreductase activity. The transcript is spliced from 4 exons. Bases 132 to 902 code for a protein of 256 amino acids. The record is from RefSeq and is a predicted model, not a curated record. Lineage: Eukaryota; Metazoa; Arthropoda; Insecta; Coleoptera; Tenebrionidae.